Messenger RNA from Lycium ferocissimum, 2182 nucleotides. RefSeq lists its product as uncharacterized. The coding region runs from base 594 to 2096 and encodes 500 amino acids. Lineage: Eukaryota; Viridiplantae; Streptophyta; Magnoliopsida; Solanales; Solanaceae. The transcript has 10 exons. The record is from RefSeq and is a predicted model, not a curated record.
GAAAUCUGGAGGGCUUUUUUCGAAAGAUUGAAGAAAACCCAUUUGUUUAAGUUUAGAUUCUUGGUCUGAAAGUGACCCCCAUGUGGGCCAUUAUGGAUAAAGAUUGCUUGGUUCCUCCACUUCACUAUUUAUAACUCCAUUUCCACUUCCAAUCAGUUUCCUCCUAAUUUAUACGGUUGCUUUUUCUUUUCUCUUUUCUAUAGAAAUAAUUUCACAAGCAGAUCGUGGUUAGUAUUAUUUUAUAUUUUUGGUAAAUUUAUGCUUUAUUGGGAAUUGGGAUCGAUGUAGAUUUUGGCUAUAUUUAUGGGGUUGUCAUGCUGUUGGGUUUCUCUUUGAAUGUGGCGCUUUGAUUCUCACAUCUCACUCAUUUGCUUUUAUUGCGCUAGGACGAUCUAUCUCGUAGCUGUGUUUCUCGGACUCUGCAAAAAUGUUGCCGCACGCGUCUCGGAUUCUCCAAAAAUACACUAAUUUUGAGAAUCCGACAGGCACCCAUCAUAACUUUGGAGAGUCCAAGCAACAUAGUCUGCUUCCUCCUGUACUUGAUCAUGAUAUUAUAUAAACGGGAUCUUGAUACAUUUCACUUCUGAUGCAACAUGGAGGACCCCUUCUUACAUCUUGCAAGCUUGGGCUCUUAUAUAGCCCAGCAAUUUGUUCAAUUUAUUGAGGAUCUCAUCUGCAUAGAUAUCUUUGGGUGGUCAGAAUAUUUAGUUGGCUGUGGUUGUCAGCUUUUAAGCUUUACCAAUGACGGGGGUUGUAGAACUGUUCCUGAGGCUUGCUCAUUUCCUUCAAGAGUAUCCGACACAGGAACGAGCUAUAGAGUUCAUGCAAGAAGAUCCUCCGACCUCAAUGAUAACUUGGCUGUAAAUUCAAUAUUAGAAAUUGUAAGAAGUAAUCAAAGUUUUGGAGGUUUCAGCCUCAUUUUUGAAGGGUUGAUGCUUCCAGUAUACGGUCUGAGAUUUACUUGGAAACUUACAUUGGCCUCUUGGAGGUGUUUCAUAUCUCAUAUCAGAUGUGCUCUACUUCGAGUUCAGAGUGUUAUAUACCGUGUACGUAAAACCUUGCGUGGGUCUUCUGAUGACAUCGGGUGGUUGCAACAAGCUCCUGAAAUGGCUCCUGUUGUUGAUGGUUCAGCUAGAUUUAGAGAACUACUACAAGAUAUUAGGAAUGGACAGCACACACUGCCCGAUUCUUUUGUUUAUCUACUAAUUCCAGGGUUUUUCAGCAAUCACGGUCCCUUAUAUUUUGUGAGCACUAAGAAGUUCUUUUCAAAGAUGGGGUUAACUUGCCAUAUUGCUAAGAUUCAUAGUGAGGCAUCUGUAGAAAAAAAUGCGUGGGAACUGAAGCAAUACAUCGAGGAGUUACACUGGGGGUCGGGAAAACAUGUCAUGCUGCUUGGUCACAGUAAGGGUGGGGUUGAUGCUGCCGCUGCUUUGUCAAAAUAUUGGCAUGAAUUAAAGGAUAAAGUUGCAGGACUGGCAUUUGUGCAGAGCCCUUAUGGUGGAACACCUGUUGCAUCAGAUAUUCUUCGUGACGGACAGAUUGCUGAUAAGGAAACACGAAGGAUCAUGGAGUUUUUAAUAUGCAAGUUAAUUAAGGGUGAUAUAAGGGCACUAGAGGAUCUCACAUAUGAGAAGCGGAAGGAGUUCAUAAAAAAGCACAAGCUUCCUGAUGAUAUUCCUCUCAUCUCCUUCCAUUCUGAAGCCAGUAUAGCACUGAAUGUAAUAGCAACAAUGUCCCAUAUAGCACAUGCAGAACUUCCCUGGCUACCUUUGCCUGGAUUUGGUGACGAAGACUCGGAAAAUGUCAUCCAAGCAGGCUGCAAGGUGCCAGUCAUAGCUCCUGUUUCUGCUGCACUGGCUCUUUGUGCACUUCACCUGCAACUAAGGUACGGAGAGAAGAGUGAUGGUCUAGUGACCUGUCGUGAUGCUGAAGUUCCCGGUUCAAUGGUGGUAAAGCCAGACAUGAAGCUUGAUCAUGCUUGGAUGGUAUAUUCCUCAUGGAGGAAGGAUCCAUAUGAACCAGACGCUAGUGAAAUGUGUGAAGCUCUGUUAACUUUGCUUGUGGAACUCGGUAAGAAAAGAAAGAAGCUUCGUUAGCUAUGCAUGUAAUGUUAGAUCAAAUCCUUUGAACAAUCAAGUUCCAAUAACUAGCUGGAACUGAAAUAUCAGAUAUUUUUCCAACA